AUGCUAAGGUUACCCACUAGAACAAUACGAAAGUCAUCGCUUAUACCCAAGAGGCUAAUCUCUUUGAAGGGGUCUCAUUUACAUAAACCAGCUUCAGAACUGGUUUCAAAUGCAUCAUCCUCAAAUUCUGGAGUUGGUCAAGGUUUAGGUUUCAUGAAAUCUUCACAAAUUAGUAUGUCUCCAGGUUUUGAUCCAUUUGAUAGAUCUCAUGCCGCCGCUUUGAACCAAACUACUCAAUCAAGAGAUGUUAUGCAAUUGUGGUCACUUUUAGAAGCAUGUCUUUGUUCCAAAUAUUAUAAUAGAGCAUUUUCCAUUUUACAAUCGCUUUACAUGGUCGGACCUCAUAGACCAUAUUUUAUAGAUGAUUACAACAUGUACUUGGAAAGUUUAGUGGAAAAUGGAAUAAUGACAUCCAUAAGUCAGUUGGAUAAAAAAUUAUCUGAUGAUUUACAAAAUACUUUUAGAGAUGUGGAUUAUAACGAUAGGACAUUAGCCAUCAUGGUACACCAUGCUAUAAAAUAUGACCAUUUACAAUCUGAGACCCAAAAUCAUUUAAAGAUUUAUUUCAGGAUGAGUGUUGGGGGUAUUAAAAGCAUACUUUCUCACGUCAACGUUUUAACAGUAUCAGAUUAUGCCGCAUUGCAUGCAGAUUUAAAAAUGAUUAAUCUUAAUGAUGUACCUGAAGCCGUAAGGCCUUUAUUAGAAAACAGAGCCCAAGAAAGGAAAAAAUUAGCUCAAGAAGAGUUGGCUACCCUAGAGGAAAAUAAAGGUAGUGUUGAUGGAAACCCCUUAGCCGCCAAUGACCAUAAAGUGGAAGAUGACCAAAAUAAAUCUAUUUUCAGUUUAGAUCAAGAGGUGAAACCACUGGAGAAAGAUGCAACUACUUUAAAGGCGGUAGACACCUUAAACAUGAGAGUUGUUAGACAUGCUCUUCUAGGUCUUUCAUUAAAUGAGACCCAAAGGGAACAAAUCUUGAAGUUUAAUUUUGACGCCAGUAGUAAUUUGUUAAACAUGGAUGAUAACAGGUCUUUAGAUUUCUUCGAAAUUUAUCGUUCUUUAUCGAAUGAAGAGGAUAGGUCCAAAUUCGAAAAGGCUUUAGACGAUUUUAACCAAGAAAGACAACGUGCUUUGGAGAAUCGUGCCACCGAUGCGGCUAAGGAACGCUGGAAGCACGAUUUUGAAGAGGCAAAAGCCAGAGGUGAUAUAUCUAUCGAAAAGAGAUUAAACGUGAAAUUAUGGCAGUGGUACAGUGCUAUGUUACCAUUAGUGAAAGAAGAAGUCAAAUUAUGUUCUCAAGUUUUUGAUGGUUAUGCUAACGAAAAGAAAAAUGCAUCAAAGGAGGACGCUAAACAAGAGAGGGCUAGAUUAGAUUAUGGUCCAUACCUCUCAUUAGUGGAUCCCGAAAAGAUGUGCGUCAUUACCAUCUUAGAAUUGUUAAAAUUAAAUUCAACUGGUGGUAUCAUUGAGGGUAUGAGAACUGCUAGAGCUGUUAUUUCUGUUGGUAAAGCCAUCGAGAUGGAGUUUAGAUCUGAACAGUUACUAAAGAGUGAAUCACAAGCCUUUAGAGACCUUGGUAAGAAUUCACAUGAACUCAAGAAGUACUUACAGAGGGCAAAAUCAACUUUCAGAUCCAUGAAGAUUGAGGAAAAUAAAAUCAUGUGGCCUCAAGCGGCUCGUGCAAAGAUUGGCUCUAUUUUGAUUUCCAUGUUAAUCCAUGUCAGUAAAGUCGAAGUGGAAGGUGUAGAUCCCGUUACUAAACAAAAAGUUUACGGUGAAGCGCCCGCAUUUGCCCAUGGUUACCAAUAUCACAAUGGGUCCAAAUUGGGGGUUCUGAAGAUUCACAGAUCUUUGGUGCAUCAACUAAAUGGUGAGCGAUUAGUUGCCUCUGUCCAGCCCCAACUCUUACCCAUGUUGGUUAAGCCAAGACCUUGGAAGAAUUGGAAAUCUGGUGGUUAUUACUACACUCAAUCUACUUUGAUCAGAUCUAAAGAUUCUCCAGAACAAAUUGCAUACUUGAAAGCAGUAUCGGACGCAACUGCUAUUAAUACUGUGUAUGAUGGUUUGAAUGUUCUUGGUGAAACUCCAUGGACGGUCAAUAGACCCCUUUUCGAAGUUAUGUCCAAGGUUUGGAACAGUGGUAAACCAUUCCUAGAUAUUCCUGGAGUACAAGAGAAAUUGACACUGCUACCACCACCACCAAGAGAAGCCGAUCCAUCGGUACAUAGGGAAUGGAAACUGAAGAAUAAAGAACUUGCCAACAGGUUUUCCAGUAAUAGAUCUACUAGAUGCGAUUCGAAUUAUAAACUGGAAAUAGCUAGGGCAUUCUUAGGUGAGAAGUUUUAUUUCCCACAUAAUCUGGAUUUCAGAGGUCGUGCUUAUCCAUUGUCACCUCAUUUCAACCACUUGGGUAAUGACAUGAGUAGAGGUCUGUUACUAUUCUGGAAUGGUAAACGUCUUGGUCCUCAAGGUCUAAAGUGGUUGAAAGUCCAUUUGUCUAACUUGUUUGGUUUUGAUAAGGCAUCUCUACUUGAAAGAGUUCAAUUUGCCGAUGAACACAUUGAUGAUAUCAAACAAAGUGCUCAAGAUCCUUUGAAAGAAGAUGCGUGGUGGAUGAAGGCUGAAAAACCAUGGCAAGCUUUGGCUACAUGCAUGGAAUUGAACGAUGCUAUGAAAUUGGAUAAUCCCGAAGAUUUCAUCUCUCAUCAACCAGUGCAUCAAGAUGGUACCUGCAACGGUCUUCAGCACUACGCAGCUCUAGGGGGGGAUAUUGAUGGUGCCACGCAAGUUAAUUUGGUACCCAAUGACCGUCCUCAAGAUGUCUAUGCACAUGUUGCCAAAUUAGUAAUUGCCAGACUAGAAAUUGCCGCUGCUAAGGGUGACGAAGUCGCGAUGAUUUUGAAGGAUAAAAUUACAAGAAAGGUGGUUAAACAAACUGUGAUGACAAACGUGUACGGUGUUACCUAUGUGGGGGCUACUUUCCAAAUUGACAAGCAACUUUCUAACAUUUUUGAAGAUCGUAAGUAUUCCUUGGAACUUUCGAAAUACUUAACGAAACAUGUAUUUGGAGCCGUUCGUGAGCUUUUCCAAGGUGCUCAUUUAAUUCAAGAUUGGCUUGGUGAGUGUGCCAAAAGGAUUUCCAAGUCCAUUAGAUUGGAUGUGGAUGAAAAAUCUUUCAAAAAUGGUAAUAAACCUGACUUCAUGACCUCAGUCAUCUGGACUACACCAUUAGGUUUACCAAUCGUUCAACCUUAUCGUGAAACGAGUAAGAAACAGGUGACUACCAAUUUACAAACCGUUUUCAUCAGUGAUCCUUUUGGAGUAAAUCCAGUGAAUGCUAGAAGACAAAAGGCAGGUUUCCCACCAAAUUUUAUCCAUUCUCUCGAUGCUUCUCACAUGUUAUUAUCCGCAGCGGAAUGUGGUAGAAAUGGCCUGGAUUUUGCAUCUGUUCACGAUUCAUACUGGACGCAUGCCUGUGAUGUGGAUAACAUGAACGUUUUCUUAAGAGAACAAUUCAUCAGAUUACAUGAAGUUGAUCUAAUUGAAAGAUUAAAGGAUGAAUUCGAUGAGCGUUACAAAAAUUACGUACAAAUAGCCAAAGUGGAAAGAACAUCUGAAUUGGCAAAACAAAUUAUGGCGGUAAGAGCUCAAUUAUCCAAAGAACUAGGUAGACAAGCAACGUUGUCGGAUGAAAUCUUCAUGGAAAAGAGAAGGAUUCAAAUGCUGCAAUCAGAAGAUCCUAACGAAGUAGCAAAAGGUGAAAACAUGGUUACCACAGUUUCCUUGGUGGAAGCAACUGGAAGCAUUGAAGAUAUCGAAUCCAAGAAGUCAGAUGCAAGCACACUAGUAAUUUUAACACCACUAAGGUUACCCCAAAUACCACCAAAAGGAAAUUUCGAUGUGAGAGAAUUGAAAAACAGCAAGUACUUCUUCUCUUGA
Zygosaccharomyces rouxii is the source of this 3936-nucleotide messenger RNA. It is a transcript of the gene RPO41, whose product is annotated as DNA-directed RNA polymerase. NCBI's taxonomy places the organism in Eukaryota, Fungi, Ascomycota, Saccharomycetes, Saccharomycetales, Saccharomycetaceae. Gene Ontology annotation, biological process: mitochondrial transcription. Gene Ontology annotation, cellular component: mitochondrial DNA-directed RNA polymerase complex. Gene Ontology annotation, molecular function: mitochondrial promoter sequence-specific DNA binding; DNA-directed RNA polymerase activity. The record is from RefSeq and is a predicted model, not a curated record. Bases 1 to 3936 code for a protein of 1311 amino acids. The transcript has a single exon.